Molecule: messenger RNA, 1237 nt
Organism: Salvia splendens (bonfire salvia)
Lineage: Eukaryota; Viridiplantae; Streptophyta; Magnoliopsida; Lamiales; Lamiaceae
Product: metacaspase-1
Exons: 5
Coding region: 1-1002 (333 amino acids)
Biological process (GO): proteolysis
Cellular component (GO): cytoplasm
Molecular function (GO): cysteine-type endopeptidase activity
Source: RefSeq, a predicted model, not a curated record
AUGGCGAGCAAGAGAGUAAGCUGCAGGUGGUGCCGAAUGGAAUGUGUGGUGCCACUCGAGGCUCAGAGCCUCUACUGCCUCAACUGCCGCGGCUCCACGGUGCUGGAACAAAGAUACAACUAUCCAGCAAAUGGUAUUGUACCACAGCAGCUUAGUGCUCCCUCUCAUGCCUACGGACGUAAACGAGCCGUGCUGUGUGGCAUCACCUACAAUGGGGAUUCGCGGCCUCUUCAGGGAUGUGUCAACGACGUCCUGUCCAUGAAGAGGCUUCUUAUCCAGAGGUUCCGCUUUCCCAUCUCCAGCAUCCUCGUCCUAACAGAGGAGGAAGUGGACUACAUGAGGUGUUUUCCUACGAAGAGGAACAUCCGUAACGCGCUGAGAUGGCUGGUUGAAGGCAGCCGGGCAGGGGAUUCACUUGUGUUCCACUACUCAGGGCACGGGACACAAGUGAGGGACAGCGAUGGGGACGAGGUAGAUGGAUAUGAUGAAGCCCUAAUGCCGGUUGACUACAACAGAGAGGGAUAUAUAGUGGAUGAUGAACUGAAUGCAACCAUUGUUAGGCCGUUGCCGAGAGGGGCAACCCUUCAUGCCAUCACUGACGCUUGCUCCAGUGGCACCCUUUUAGAUCUCCCAAAUGUUUGCAAAAUCAAAAGACAAAAGUACUACGAAUGGAGGUAUCAUGAUCCCCCUAAUGGCGUCGCCUACAGAGGCACGAGUGGUGGUUUGGCCAUUGCUUUCAGCGCCUGUAAUGAUAAUCAGAGCUCCUUAGAUACAACUGCUUUCGCCAGAUAUGCAACGGGGGUGCUUACUCACAGCUUUGUCCAGACACUGGAGCAAGAGGAGAGGCUAAGCUAUGGGCAGCUGCUGCUUGCCCUGCACAACACAAUAGGGGCUGCACGACAGGCUACUGGUGCCAACUCAUAUGACCCCGAAUCAACACAGGAACCUCGACUCUCUUCUUCCCACGAGUUUGACAUUCAGACAUGGACUUUCACUUUAUAGAGAUGGAUGGCCUGCAUAUAAAGAACUAAAUAAGUUACUGCUUUUUUUGACAAGCUGAAAUAAAAGUACUCCCCAGCAAGCCUGUUAUCACUGUAAUCAGGGACGAAGCCAAUUCAUUAUAAUAUAUUACUAUACAUUUUUAUUAAUAACAAUCAUUUAAUCUAGCGGAGGAUUUGCUCAUCUGUAUCAUUGCACGAGAUCGUGUGUUGGAAUAUACUUAUGUCACUAUUGUAAA